AUGCUCGCAAUGCACAUCACAGACGCGAAUUACGGGAUGGGAUACCAGACCAAAGAACUACCCAUUGCCAAUAGCAUCUUCCUAGCUAAGCUGCUCAUAGCUUACCAAGCUGUGUACUACGCCGCCGUCUCCAGCGUCAAGCUAUCCUACCUCUUGUUCUACUUACGCUUUUUCACACUCAAGGAACAUCGUAUCUGGGUUUGGAUAUGCAUGGGCUUGGUCGUUGCGUACUGGCUCGGUAGCAUGCUUGCGACUUUUCUUUUGUGCACGCCUCUCGAGGCGAACUGGAACCCUCUUUUGGCCAAAAAGUACUGCCCGGAUCACAAACACAGCACGGCAUUCGUUGCGACUGGCAUCUUCAACAUGAUAACUGAUCUGAUUAUCAUCCUGUUGCCCAUACCAUUCAUCCGAAAACUACAAAUGACUCGUGGUGCCAAGAUUGGCUUGGUCUACUGUACGAAACUCUGGGAGUCGCUUGCUCGGUAUAUGUCAGCUGAUCUGAAUCGUAGUGUUACGGCCAUUUCCAUCCUUCGUAUCGUCGUUAUCUUCGACCUCCUUCAUACCGCAGGCAACACUAAAAACCUACCCUACGCAAUGACCGACGCGGCUUUCUGGUCCGUCGCCGAGCCUGCUGUGGCCAUCAUCAACUGCUGCAUCAUGACUCUGCGCCCGCUUCUCAGACUGAUAUCUCCUACCCGUCUGUGGUCUUCCAACAGGGUCAGCCCCUCGGACGAAGUGAGCCAUCCUGCAACUAUCGGUGGGGGCUCUAAGCUGAGAAACAAGAUUGGACGUGAGCAUGACGAGUACCCGAUUACUCUGGUAGAGGAUGGGUUGGUAGACACGGAAAUCGGACGUGUAGACAGUGGGGCUUGCCGGGGUUUACAUGGUUAUGCCGUCAGUGAGAAGAGUGGCGGAAGCAUGCCGACCGUGAAUGACGUAUCGAACUACUUGGGUAGAGAUUGA
This is a messenger RNA of Alternaria incomplexa, 963 nucleotides long. RefSeq lists its product as uncharacterized. The record is from RefSeq and is a predicted model, not a curated record. Bases 1 to 963 code for a protein of 320 amino acids. Lineage: Eukaryota; Fungi; Ascomycota; Dothideomycetes; Pleosporales; Pleosporaceae. The transcript has 2 exons.